Messenger RNA from Pneumocystis carinii B80, 2115 nucleotides. RefSeq lists its product as hypothetical. Bases 47 to 2071 code for a protein of 674 amino acids. The transcript is spliced from 3 exons. The record is from RefSeq and is a predicted model, not a curated record. Lineage: Eukaryota; Fungi; Ascomycota; Pneumocystomycetes; Pneumocystales; Pneumocystaceae. Gene Ontology annotation, cellular component: plasma membrane; cell division site; growing cell tip.
AAGAAUCUUGCUAGUUUUUUUGAUAUUUCCCUAGGACAAUUAUAAGAUGUCUCGAGCAAUUACGCUUGCUACACUCUCAUUAAUUCCAUCAUGGAUAUUACUGCUGCUUACUUGCUUAUCAGUUCCAAUUACAAGAUUUAUAUCUCUUGGAUCUUUGAAUGGUCUUCAUUUUGGUGUUUUUGGUUACUGUUUUGUUAAAGGCAAAUGUAAUGUAGCCCGAUUGGGGUAUCGUAUAGACACUGCGAUAUUGUCAAAAUCUAAACAUACAUCUGAUUUUUAUUUUUCAUUUUAUAAGGUUCAGGGACUUACGUAUAUUUUUAUUGUACAUAUCGUUGCAGCUUUAUUGACAUUUUGUGCAUUUGUUUUUACAUUAAUUGCUCAUCUAGAUGGACCUAGCAAAAGUGGCUUUUUUUUGGUUAUUAUUCUUAUAAUUACUUUUUUUACAGUUUUUUUAUCUAUAGUUUCUUUUAUUGUUGAUGUUUUGUUUUUUAUUCCUCACAUUGAAUGGGGUACUUGGUGUAUACUUGGUGCAUCAAUUUUAAAUAUUAUUGUUUUUGGUCUUAUUCAUCUUUCCCGUAAAUAUCUUAUUGCUUGCAGAUCAGAAAAAGUGAAGACAGCUCUUUCAUAUCAUUCUCAAAGAAGGCAUCCUAACCUUAGUUAUUCAUAUACUAACAACCUUCCCUAUCCUAAGCAUACAGCAUAUCAAACUAAAAAGGAUGGGAUAAAUAGAACUGAAAAAGAGAAAUCUGGGCUAGAUUCUAUGAAAUAUUCUAAAAAUGAUAAUAGUGAUAUAAAACAUGCGUCUAAAUUGAAAAAAUUAGAGCUCCCUCCUAUUAAUACUCAUCUUGACGACCAUAACAUGCUUUCUAAGAGCUUUUUAGAUUCUACGUAUUGUAAUUCAAACGCUUAUGAUUCAACUAUUCCAAAUCAGAAUGUUAAUAUAACUUAUAAUGAAGCAUAUAAAGAUGAUAAUGGAGUGCAUGAAUCUUAUUUAAAACGAAAAGAAUCUGUUCACGAAAGAAUGGGCUAUCCUGAGAACUACUCGAAGGAUUAUAUAAGACAUCAUCUAAGAGAACAUCCGAGGAAUCAUUCGAGAUACCAGUCAGCAGAUAUUCCAAGGGAUCCUCAAAAAAAUCAUCCAAGAGAGCCUUUAAAGGAUGUUUCAAAAGAUUACCAGAGAAGCCAUGCAAGAUAUCAUUCAUCAUAUGUUUCUAGACAUCAUUCAAGAGAACAAUCAGCGGAUGCUCCAGGAGAAUAUUUAAGAGCUCCUCCAAAAGAAUAUACGAGAAAUCCAAGAGAUUUUUCAAGAGAUUUUCCAAGAGAUUUUCCAAAAGAACAAUUAAGAAAUCAUUCAAGAGGACAAAUUGCAAUGCAACCAUAUUUUAGACAAGGCUCAGAUAAUAGAAAUAUGCAAUAUCCUGCAUAUAAACCUCCUGUUGGUCUUGGGAUUGAUUAUAGAAGAAAUCCAAAACGACCAAAUGAUUUAGUUGAAAAAGAAAAACCUAACAAUAAUUAUAAUAAUUCGUAUGGAGAUCAUGCACCUCCUAAACAGAUAUGGAAAGAUUAUCCAUUACCACAAAAUGGUCGUGCUUUUCCACAAGAUUCUAAUGAUGGAGUACAUAAUUUUUCAAGUUGUAAACAAUAUGUUUCUGAUAAACCAUAUGAGAACAGUUUUGCCGAACAUGGUCCUGUUUCUCGAAAUUAUGCUUAUAAUUCUCAUCCUUAUUCAGAAAACGCUGAACAUCGUUUUCCUAAUAACACGGACUGUUCAUCACAUACAACAGAUCAAUAUAGUCGUAUGCAUCAUCCUUAUCAUAGUAGCAAUUGCACUCAAACACAAGAAUCUCUUUCUCCCCGGUUUAAGUCGCCUGCAUCGACUAGCUCAGAAUUUACUAGUAUAAGCCAAAGAGGAAUAAAUCCAAAAUGGGUUCCACCUAGUAAGGAACAAAUACCUAAACCAGGAAAGUUUAAACAUAAUAAUUUAGAUGCAACCCUAGUUAAUAAUUUGAAUUAUGACCCUGUUAAAAAUCCAUAUAAAGAGAUGGGCGUUGUUGGAAGUGCUGGUACUUGAAAAAUGUCCCCAAGUCAUAAUUUAGAUAUUGAAAAACUGUAAAA